UCAACAUUGUUCUGUUGAAGGUUAUACUUAGCUCUGAACCACAUUACUUUCCUGUCUACGUUUCAUUUCCUGGGGUCUUGCCAAGUGAUAAACAGACCCAGGCGUGCAGCAGGUUUGGGGUUUUUCUGCACAAACAGGGUAGCUGGAGUUUGCUUCAAGGCAUCAAUUGACUUCUGUGAUCGUGGAGAUGCUGGCGUGAGGCCUUCAGGAGACGAUGGACAAAAAAUGGACAUAUUGUGCUGUCUGUUCCAUCAUCCAGAUACAUUUUGUCAGGGGAGUAUGGGGAAAAGCAUCCAAUGAAGAAGACAUCUAUGCUUUCCCUGGCUCUGAUGUCAACUUGACCUGCCAAACAUGGAAGAAAGACUUGUUGGUACAGAUGCAAUGGUCCAAGGUCACUGACAAGUUGGACCUGAUUGCUCUUUAUCAUCCCCAAUACGGCUUGCACUGUGCCAAUGACAGUCCCUGUGAAUCACUGGUGACUUUCACAAAAACUCCCAGAAAUGUGUCAAAAUGGACCCUGCACUUAAAGAACGUGUCCUCUUCAUUCACCGGGAAGUAUGAGUGUAGCUUUACUCUGUUUCCAGAGGGUGUUCGGACUAAAAUCUACAACCUGCUCAUUCAGACAAAUGCUACACAGGAUGAACGGAGAAGCAGCCAUUUAAUAGAAGUACAGAUAAAUCAGACUCUGGAAAUACCAUGCUUUCAAAAUAUCUCCUCAGCAAUUUCGUCUGAGUUCACCUUUGCAUGGUUGGUGCAGGAAGAUAACGGAACUCAGGAAGCAUGUAUCACCCAAGGUCACUCCAUCAGCAAUUCCACACUAUUUAAAGACAGAGUCAAGCUAGGUACAGACUAUAAACUCUACCUUUCUCCAAUCCAAAUCCACGAUGACGGCCGGAAGUUCUCCUGCCACGUUAUGGUCAGACCUGGUAAAACCUUGAGGAGCUCCACCACAGUCAAGGUUUUUGCUAAGCCAGAAAUCCCCAUGAUUAUGGAAAAUAACUCUACGGAUGUCUUGGGAGAGAGAACAUUUACCUGCUUCCUGAGGAAUGUAUUUCCCACAGCAAAUCUCACGUGGUUUACAGAAGGAGGCUUUCCUCAAGGUGAAAAAGAAGAAAUAUACAUUACUAAUGAAGAGAGAAAAGACAAAAGUGGAUUUUGGGAGCUGAAGUCUGUUUUGACAAGGGUGUAUGGUAAUAAGCCAGCCCAACCAAACAACCUGACCAUCUGGUGCAUGGCUAUGUCUCCAGUCCCUGGAAAUAAAGUGUGGAAUAUCUCAUCUGAAAAGAUCACUUUUUCCUUGGGCUCCCUGAACCCUCCGACAGACUCUCCGCUUAAUGUUGUCACACGUACCCUUGUCACCCGAACUUCUCCAGCCAACAGAGUAUCUCCUACAAGAUAUCCAGCUACAUCAUCAACAACCCUUGGAGACGUGGGUACAUCGACUCCAAAUACCAUCCCUCAAACCAGCAAUUCCAAUGCGACUACCCAAGGCUUCAACUACUGGACCUCGAGCGGGAAAGAUACCAAAAACUGUACACGUGACUCAGCUCCAUGGAUGCCCAGUGAAACAGACAGUUCAUCCCCCUCAGGUGUAGGCUCAACAAUUCGAGGUGAUGUCUUCACCAGCACAACCAGAACAUCUUCAGAAGUUCCCACAACUGCCAAAUCUACUAACAGCAGUCACAUCCAUAUCACUGGUAUCGUGGUUAAUAAACCUAAAGACGGAAUGUCCUGGCCAGUGAUCGUAGCAGCCUUGCUCUCUUUCUGCAUGGCAUUGUUUGGUCUUGGAGUGAGAAAAUGGUGUCAAUACCAGAAAGAAAUCAUGGAAAGACCCCCGCCUUUCAAGCCACCUCCACCCCCCAUCAAGUACACUUGCAUUCAAGAGUCCAUUGGAAGUGAUCUGCCUUGUCACGAGAUGGAGACACUCUAGUCCCUUGAGAUUUUGCCAUAGAGAACUCGGCUAGAAUCCUGCAAGAAGGUGGACAUUGUGCUUUAUGAAUAUAGUUGCCCUCGAGCCAAGCCUGUACUGCAGCUGAAGUGGAUGUCAGAAGUGAAUGACCUGUUUUCCCAGCAACCCACCCUCUUUCAUCUGCACAUGCCUGAAAUUGAGCUAGAGUGAGAGGUUAUGUCACACCCAUACCCAAUGCAAUCUGCAGAGAUUUUCUUGUUUAUGUAAGAAGUGCAAAUCAGACUGCUGUUGUUAAAAAGUA
Messenger RNA from Leopardus geoffroyi (Geoffroy's cat), 2210 nucleotides. It is a transcript of the gene CD96, whose product is annotated as CD96 molecule. NCBI's taxonomy places the organism in Eukaryota, Metazoa, Chordata, Mammalia, Carnivora, Felidae. The coding region runs from base 215 to 1930 and encodes 571 amino acids. Gene Ontology annotation, biological process: cell-matrix adhesion; inflammatory response. The record is from RefSeq and is a predicted model, not a curated record. The transcript is spliced from 14 exons.